This is a messenger RNA of Nicotiana tabacum (common tobacco), 1157 nucleotides long. RefSeq lists its product as uncharacterized. Gene Ontology annotation, molecular function: translation release factor activity. Lineage: Eukaryota; Viridiplantae; Streptophyta; Magnoliopsida; Solanales; Solanaceae. The record is from RefSeq and is a predicted model, not a curated record. Gene Ontology annotation, cellular component: chloroplast. Gene Ontology annotation, biological process: translational termination.
AUUUUCAGCUUCUUUAUUUUUUUCUCCAGACAGUCCAUAACCUCCUUCCUGCUCAACGCCACCCACAUGGUUCGUUCCAUCUUCAAAUCGUUUCUAAAUCUUACAAAACCCGUCGCUACCAUCUCCAUACUACCACCUCAUUCAAUCUCCAUUCCUACCACAAAUCCAACAUCAAGAAUCUACCUACCAGUUGGCAACAGAAUUCAACAAUCAUUAUUUAAUCCACCCCUUCAAAUUCAAGAAUAUGGGUCGGCUAAAUACAGCACCAAUAAUAGCAAUGGAACUGUUGAUACGGGUCUUGUUGGUGGGAAAGAAUACUUGUUGAUGUCAGAUGAGGAGUUGAUGAGGCAAUGCGAAAUGGACACUUUCAAGGCUUCAGGUCCAGGUGGACAACACCGCAACAAGCGUGAAUCUGCUGUUCGUUUGAAGCAUAACCCUACUGGGAUUGUUGCUCAGGCUGUGGAGGAUAGAUCCCAACACAUGAAUCGUGCCUCUGCUUUAACUCGUUUACGAGUGUUACUGGCUCUUAAAGUUAGGAACAACAUCGAUCUUGAUACAUAUACACCUCCUCAAGAGCUGCUUCAAAUUCUUCCCGCUAAAUCAACAAUCAGGGGUUCAGAUUGCGGCCCGCAGAUUGGACCAAAGAAUCCUAAGUUUGCUUUGGGAAUGCAAGCUUUACUAGAUCUAAUUUUUGCUGUUGAGGGCUCGGUAGCAGAUGCUGCUAAGAAGUUGGGGUUGAGCACUGGGGCUUUAUCAAGAUUGUUAUUAUCUGAUGAUAAUCUCAGAAUGGCGGUGAACGAGUUCAGAAUAUCCAAGGGUAUGAAGCCUCUGAAAUAGGACUCCUUCGUACUAUUUGCUCUUCAUUUCCAUUUGAGAUGUCAAGCUUCAGGAGAUAAUGCUGGAGACAUGUUUGAAUAAACAAUGUCUGCUUAGUGAUAAUUUUUGUGGAAAUGAAGUGUUGCUGCUGAUUCUGAUAUGCUUGGCAUUAGGUCUGCUGCGCUGGAAAAGUGCUGCAAGUUUUUAUUGUAAAUUCCCUUUUCUUCUAGUUUUCUGCUGAUUCUGAUAUAAUGGAUCAAUGUAGAAAAGGAUAUUGGCUGUACCACAUAUACGCUGCUUCGGCGUACGUAUAUUUUUUUUGUUAACUUCUCUGGUUGUCU